Molecule: messenger RNA, 3389 nt
Organism: Tachysurus vachellii
Lineage: Eukaryota; Metazoa; Chordata; Actinopteri; Siluriformes; Bagridae
Gene: pla2g15
Product: phospholipase A2, group XV
Exons: 6
Coding region: 151-1386 (411 amino acids)
Biological process (GO): ceramide metabolic process; phosphatidylcholine metabolic process
Cellular component (GO): lysosome
Source: RefSeq, a predicted model, not a curated record
GAGUUAAAAACCCUCACAGCACUCAUAUGGGGCGCGUUUGUGUCGUUUAUAGUUUUGCAUGUAUUUUGUAUUUCUCAACUUAAUAAUCUCUCACCAUGAUUUUAUUUUGAUACCGAACGAUUUCGUACGGUUUUAUCAGACAGCCCAGAUAUGGUCCGUUGGAAGCUGAUUUGUUUGUUGUUGUUGUUUUUUUUAGCUUCGUUCUCCUGGUGCAGAAGUUUAAAAUGUUCCCAAGGGAAGAGGUGCAAGGACCGACCUCCUCCUGUGGUACUGAUUCCAGGAGAUCUCGGGAACCAGCUGGAGGCUAAGCUUGAUAAACCCAGCGUCGUUCACUACAUCUGUUAUAAGAAGACCACUGAGUACUUUACGCUCUGGCUGAACCUGGACCUGUUGCUGCCAGUGGCCAUCGACUGCUGGAUCGAUAAUAUGAGACUGAUCUACAAUCACACAACGCGAAGUACAGAAGCCCCCCCAGGCGUGGACAUCCAGGUGCCCGGCUUCGGUAAGACGUUCGGCCUGGAAUACCUCGACCCGAGCAAACACAGUGUGGGAAUGUACUUCUUCACUAUAGUGCAAGCCCUGGUGGAUUGGGGUUACACCCGAGACGCAGAUGUCCGAGGGGCACCUUACGACUGGAGAAAGGCUCCCAAUGAGAACAAGCCAUACUUCAGCAAGCUGCAGCACAUGAUCGAGGACAUGGCAGAGACGUACGGUGGGCCGGUGGUCCUCAUCGCUCACAGCAUGGGCAACAUGUACACUCUUUACUUCCUCAAUCAGCAGCCACAGGCCUGGAAGGACAAAUACAUCAAGGCGUUUGUGUGUCUGGGUCCUCCAUGGGCUGGCGUGGCCAAGACGCUGCGCGUUAUGGCCAGUGGUGAUAAUAAUCGUAUUCCGGUGAUCAGCCCUUUGAAGAUCCGCACUCAGCAGCGGACUGCCGUGUCCACAGCAUGGCUCUUCCCUUACGCGCACACGUGGCCUAGCGACGUGCCGCUGGUCUCCACACCCACCGCAAACUACACAGUGAAAGAUUACGAGCGUUUCUUCAAGGACAUUGGCUUUGAGGAUGGCUGGGCCAUGCGUCAGGACACGGAGCCACUGGUGCAGGCUCUGAAGGCCCCCGGCGUUCCUGUGCACUGUCUGUAUGGGACAGGCAUCGCCACAGCAGAGGCUUACCGCUACAGCACGUUCCCAGACGCAGAGCCCGUGGUGGUGAACGGUGAAGGAGACGGCACGGUGAACGUGCUCAGCGCCGUGCAGUGCAAACGCUGGAAAACGGAGCAGAAACAUCCCGUGCAUCUGGUGGAGCUUCCAGGGAACGAGCACGUGCAAAUGCUGCUGAACUUCACUACGGUCGUGUACAUUAAAAACGUGUUGUUACCACCCUGACGCACACAACACUUUCACUAUCACCUUUUAAAUUGGCAGAAGUGACCAGUCACACCUGACUGAAAGUCCUCAGUUCUGCCUUUAUAAUGAAUUUUUGCCCCAUUGAGGUUGACUACUUCUGUUUUAAAAUAUGAUUUUAAAUGUUCGAAAAGCGCUCGGCACAGAUUACCACUUUAAUUUAGAGAAACGAUCUGAGUCGCUUUUGUAAAUGAAAACGCCUCAGUUCUUCUUUUCUAUAAAAAUCCUCGGCGGUUAACCACUUCUUUAUCUGAUUGAAAAUGUCCAGUGGUUUAAAGUUACCUGGAUCAUAAAGGUAAAUAAAUUAGUCAAGGUUUAUCCAGAUGUACAUUCUUGGGCACGAUCAGAAAAGGAGCCUCUGUGAAUUUUAUAUUGGGGUUGUUAAAAAAUCCUAAAUUUUUAAUUUGUAAAACUAUCGAUAUUUACUGAAAGUUUUAGACCAAAUGUUCUCUGCCACUUUAAAUGACAUCUCUUCUACUAAUACUGAUGUGCCUGUGAUUUUUAUUGUUUCUCAGAACUGAGGUGAAUACUUUUGCUAUUCUUUGUAAUUAUACCAAAAAUGUUCUUUUAUCUAUUUUCUAAAUCAGAUGUUUAUAUUUUGAAUGUUUUUUUUUUUCUUUGCUCAUAUUUCUGCUGAAUCAGCCACUACAGAGAUACUAUACUUUUGCAGACAUUAAAAUUGCACAACUCCGAGAGAACUUUAGUCAUUCCAUCAGCACUAAUUUCAUGCUGAGACAUUUACACUGAAAGCAGUUGUCCUUGAAUCUCUAUUUUUGUUUUCGUACCCAGAUCAGCUUGGAUUAUAAAUUUAACUAUCAAGACACCUUAUCAAGGAUCAAGGAUCAAGACACCUUAACGCUUUCAUAUGCUACAAAAAAAAGAUUAUUGUAUUACAAAUGCCAGGUUCAAACUUUCAUAUUCAUUCAAACUGGAGGUAUAUAACAUUAUAUAUGCACUGUAUAUGUAAAUAGCAUCAUAUUCUAUAGAUAAGAGCUUUUUAGAGGUCAUUUUGGAUCCGUUUAUUCCUUUUUGCUGUAAAACCUCUUUGUCCCAAAUGUGUCUUUAAUGCAUUUCAUUCUGAGUCAAAUUUGCACCUUAAAGGUGCGGUGCACGAUGUUUGAAAAGUGUUUUAGAAAACUGAGUCGGGCCGACUAACAAAACAAACGUGUAGCCAGUGAGCAAAAAGGAGUGUGUCUUGUCAAUAUGUGGCGGAGAGAGUGUUCAGAGCGCAUGUCUGACAUUAGCAGUAAGCGAUUGAAACUGACAUGACGGAUACCUGCCGUUACCUCUGCCUCGGGUUCUAGGUGUUGAACGUCGUCUUCCGCGUGAAACGGAGCUAAACCUUUCACGGUACAACACACAGUACUACAAAAACACAUCUGUAUUACCAUAGUAUUACUCAUUGAGUUGAUUUAUUGAUAAAAAAUAUCCCCUCGGCCAGCUGCCCCAACAGGUUCCGCCAUAAUAGUUGCCUGGGUUGCGUAUGUAUGUGGGUGCGGAGCUAUCAAAACAGGGGUGACACCCAUUUGGGUUAGGGGCGUGUUUGUUUUGGUGAUUUCAAAUGACAACAUUGGCUUUCAAACAUCGUGCACCGCACCUUUAAGUACUUGUUGGAGUAAGAAUAGAGAGAAAGGUUCAUUCAGUUUCUGUAGUCAUCCGUCAUUAUUUUCACUGUUCUCAUUCUGAUCAUCUGGUGGGUUCAGAAGGUCAAUCACUUAACACUUAUUAUUUUUUUGCAUGGUUUAUCUUACCAUUUUAUUGAUUUGUUUUAUUUUUGGUGUGGGUGAAAGGCAUGUAAGAACUGUACAAGUGAUGCACUGCUCUAGGAAGCCACUUACUCAGUUUUGUGACUAAUACUGUAAGCCUGUACAAAUCAGUAUUGUUUGUUUUAUUUACAAGCUCAAAAUGCUUCUGUUGUGCCUUUUUAAACUUGUCAAGAGUGUUUGUAUUCUAUAUCGGUUGAACAGUAAUGAUUGUAAAGUUAA